AACCACACCCAUUAUUUCCAGCCACGCCCUCCUUGAUCCAUCAUGUUGGAUGCAUUCGACAUUGUCCGCCUCGUUGAUAAGCUCCCUCUCAAAAUAUGCGCCAUAGCAACAUGGAGAGAGCAAUUUAUGAUCAGCACUGUCAGUACAAAGAAUGAGGCUCACUUGCUCGUGUAUAAAGUUGUUUCGUCAAGUGACUUUGAUAGACCGUACGAAGCUAAGCUUGAUAUGACGCUCAAGAAGUUCACGCCGAAACCGAUCAUCAGUUUAUCGGUUAUCCCAGAACAAGACAUGUUCUUAGCACUGACAACUGAUGGUGAGUUUCACUGUGCUAAUCUCAUCACAUAUCAAAUUGUGAACAUUGGUAUACCACGUCUUAAGGGAUGUUCCACUUUUGCCGUCGACUGGCACAGGCUAAAAGGUUUCAAUGGUUAUUUAAGAAUUUGUAUUGUCCUUAAGAAAAAGUUACUUGUCUAUACGUACUUUGGUGGUACAUUCACUCAGACUAAUGAUUUGGUUGUCCUUGAAACUCCAAAGAUGGUCUCUUGGUUAGGAGAAGGCAUCAUAUUUUGUAUAAAGAAAGAUCUCUACUACAUGACUCUUGAUGGUUCUUCCAGAGAGUUAUUUUCAAUCGGUCAGCAUCGCUCUGAGCCGUGUGUGCUCCCAAUAAUGAGAGGAGACAAGCAGGAGAUGCUGGUACUGAACGACGACAAACAGAUUAGUUUAGACACAGAAGCUAAACCUACCCAACCGUCUGCUCUGGUUUGGUCGGAGAACCCUGUCUCCAUAAUACACAUUCAUCCUUACAUCAUCGGCAUGUUGCCACGGUCCAUCGAAAUACGAGCAUUGGAGCAAAAGCUGCUAGUUCAGAGUAUAAAAACGAAUGAGCAGAUCAAAGAUCACGUCAGAUUCAUUGCACAUGAUCAAGUGACUUUAGUCGCUAGUCACACUCAGGUGUACAAGUUAGAACCCAAAGCGUAUGAGAAGCAGGUCCAACAGUGUGUGCUCAGUAAACAAUUUGAACUAGCACUGGAAAUAUCAGAGCUAAUAAAGGAGACUGAGAGCGAGAGGAAGUUGAGGAGGGAGGAGAUACUACGUCGCUAUGCUUUUUAUCUUUUCACUCGACACGAGUUUGAGAAAUCACUUAAAUUCUAUUUAGAAAUAAAUGAAGAUCCAAUGCAUGUGAUUGCCCUGUAUCCUCAUUUCCUUCCAAGUGAGCACAGGCAGAACCUGUCCCUACCCACUUCCCCACCCACUUUUACUGGAGAAGACUUAAAGAAAGCAACCGAGUUUCUCAUCAAAUAUUUGACACAGUUACGAUAUUUAGAGCAGCAGAACUUGCAGCAGCUGCUCACAAGAAUGGAGAACAAACCAGAGGAGUCGCCUGUUGAUUGUGAAUCUAAGAAAAAAAUAGAUGCCAGACUUCUACUGAUUGACACAACACUGCUCAAAUGUUAUAUAAAGACUGGUAACAAUACUUUGAUUGGGUCUUUGGUUCGCUUGCCCGAGAAUCACUUGCACCUGGGAGAAAGUGAGAGGGUUUUGAGGAAUGAUGAAAAGUUUCAAGAAUUAGUUCAACUCUACCAAACUAAAGGACAGCACAAAUUAGCUUUGACCAUGUUACACAGUUUCCACGGAGGUCCAAAUUCAUCGCUCUCAGGGGUGUGGCCAACCAUCGACUAUCUUCAGAACCUUGGCAGCGAGAAUAUAGAGCUCAUACUUAAAUACUCAGAGUGGGUUUUACAAGAAAGCCCUGAUGAUGGCAUAAAAAUAUUCACAGAGGAGAUUGGGGAAGUGGAGGCUCUUCCUCGUAGUAAAGUACUAGCUCAUUUGGGCAACAUUGCACCUGCUCUAAGAAUACAAUACCUUGAACACAUAAUUCAGAGAUGGAAGGACACUACGCCUGAAUUUCACAACGAACUAAUUUUAAUUUACAUGAAUGAGAUUGUUAACAAUAAGCUACCUCAAUAUUUGAAAUCAAUAAGAGGUAGACCCAGAGCUAAAGCUGGUGAAGAACCAGGAGAGCUAGGCUACCUAAGAUCAAGAUUGCUUCAUUUUUUACAAUCGUCAAAAUACUACGAACCUGAGGGUCUAAUAUCAAGAUUUCCACAAGAUGAUCUGUUUGAGGAGAAGGCUCUCUUGCUUGGACGAUUGGGUAGACAUGAAAUUGCACUUGCUUUGUAUGCUCAUGUCUUGAAGGAUCCAAAAAUGGCAGAGGAAUAUUGCAGGAGAACAUAUGAUCCAGAGGAAAACAGAGGGGUUUAUUUGGAUCUAAUAAAAACGUACCUCAAUCCUCCGACAAUUAAGGACAUUGGUAUCAGUCUUGAAGGCAUUAUAGAACCAGUCAAAGACAUCAACACUGCCAUGACAAUACUAGCCACUUACCACGAGAAGAUAGACACAGCAGCUGUAAUGUUGCUUUUACCAGAAGAUGUCUCCAUUCAAGACAUAAAGCAGUUCUUGACGACAGUACUUGAGGAGAACAUGGUCGUGAAGCGAAGAGCACAUGUGCUGCAAGGCCUUCAAUUGGCAGAACAUUUACAAAUCCAGAAGUCAAGAAUUAAAGAGCAAGCUCCAUGUUUUGUAAUCGAUGACUUCACUAACUGUAAAAUAUGCAGCAAGAAGCUAGGUACAAGUGCUUUUGCUCGAUACACAAACGGCGAUCUGGCCCAUCUCUUUUGCUAUCAACAAGAGAUGGACAAACAGAUUGAAUAUUAAAAGAUAAUAUUGAGUGUUUCUUUGUUUGUGUUUAGUUGUUUGUGUGUUUUUUGAAUUAUGUGUGUUAACUGCUGCUCUGUAUGUAUGGGCAGGGAAUUGGCUCUGGAAAGAUUUAUCUCUCACCAAAACUGUAUUUAUAUUCUUUUUCUUAUUAUUAUAAGAAACAAUUUUAUUAUUAUUAUUAUUAUUGAUCUUUACUGAAAUUCACGUUCCUUCCCAUGA
Messenger RNA from Amphimedon queenslandica, 2937 nucleotides. Its product is annotated as vam6/Vps39-like protein. The transcript has 23 exons. Lineage: Eukaryota; Metazoa; Porifera; Demospongiae; Haplosclerida; Niphatidae. Gene Ontology annotation, biological process: autophagy; endosomal vesicle fusion; intracellular protein transport. Gene Ontology annotation, cellular component: cytoplasm; membrane. The coding region runs from base 43 to 2715 and encodes 890 amino acids. The record is from RefSeq and is a predicted model, not a curated record.